AUGCUGGGACCACACCAGCUUGAGGAGGAGGAAGGCAACGGCUCUUGGCACCCGAGAGGCUGCAGAGUGUGCUCCUGGCACGCUGCUAUGAUGUGCAGGAGGGGUGCUGGGCCUGGGAAGGGCUUGGCAGCUCACAGCAGGUAGUGGGGCUGGGAUGGGGGCACAGCAUCGUGUGGUGUUGCUGUGUUUGGGUGCUGUGUGCUCUCUGCUUGUGCUGCGUUGAAUGGGAUGUGUGGGACAGAGUAGACAGCUCCCAGCUGGGCUUUCCUGUGGGGAAUGCAGGUCUUGCACUGGGGAGGAGUGGGAUAAACCUUCCUGGAUGGAAUUUGGGACAGAUGAUGAGGCUGCAGAACUGGCUGAUGCUUUGGAGGAGGGGUGGGUGUGCGUGCAGUGGUGGGACAGUGACACAAGCCUGGGGGUGGCUGUGUGCAGAUAAGCACUCUGCUCCAGGAGAUACAAGCCUGGGGCCAAGCAGCUCUCCUCACUGUUUGGCCGUGGUGAGGGCUGCACUGAAUGCCCACAGUUCUCUCAUGAUUGGGUGGGUGGAACUUCUGCACAGGACUGAGCAUCACCUCCUGCUGCCGCGUCCCAUGGCGAUGCUCUGAGCUCAGGAGAAAUCCCCAGCAAACACAGGGACCCCAGCAGGACGUUUCUCCCGGGAGCAGAGUGCUGAGGGAGUUUGCAGAUCCUGGCCGCGUGCUCUUUCCAAGAGCAGCUCUCAAAGCAGCAGCAUUUUGCAGAUGUGGAGGAAUGAGCGUCUGCCCUUUGCCCUCCCACACAAAGAAUUUUGCAUCUGGGGAAGUGAGAGCGAGCUGGGGGACAGCCCUGAUAUUCCCUGCUCUGCAGAGCCAUACCCUGCACAGGGGGACCCAGAGCUCAACCAGGAAUUGGGGAAGCUCUGAAGAAUUGUGUUUGAGCCAGGUUAAUGAAGCCCAGCAGCUUGGGGAAUCUGUGCUGCACGUGGUGUUGGGGUGCGUGUACGGCAAGGACGUGGGGCUGCAGAUGGGAUCACAAAGAGCAGAGCCUUUUUGCAAUGGGUUGGGGGGUGUUUGGGUAUCAACUCCUUGGGCAGAGGGGGACGUGCUGGGAAUGAAUGUGCCUUGGGAAGUGGGCUGGGAAGAUCCCCAUCCAGCUAUUGUGGGCGAGUCCUUCCCUUUCCAUGCAGAUAGUGGCUCAGGAAACCCGGAGAAACACGGCUCCUGGAAGCACUGCUGUGGGGAGGAGGUGGUCCUGACGGGGGAUCUGUGCUCUUGUAGGGUUGUGCCACGGGGAGGUGCCCCAAUGCACAGCCAUGCUGCCCAUCUGCCCUCCCCUCCUCACCCAAUGCCCGAGCUGCGUGCAGAUGGGAGAGGGGAGGAGGAAAGCUGGCUCAGCGUUAUCACAGCCACCAGCACACUCCGUGGGUUGGUGCCUCUAUCUCGGCCGCGUGGUUUUGCUUCCUUCCAGGGUGUGCCGAGUGCCUGAAACUCAUCCGGGAUGAACAAACCACGCGGCAGUUGCCCAACGUCCUGCUUGCUGUGGGAAUAGGCAGAAGGAAAGUGAGGAGAGUUUCCCAAUUGCGCACCCAGGGAACUUGUCAGGCUCCUGCCUGGCCCGGCUGCUCUCGCACCAGUCCCACCAGGCAGAGCAAGAGAACCUCAGCCAUGCCCUGGGACUCCCAUGCGUGAAGGACAGAGGAGAAGGGAGAAGGAGUCCAUUGAGACGCACUGCGUGGGAUCCCUGCCACGCUUAUGAGCCUGCCACCCACUCAAGAUGGCAUCCAGCAACAAGAAUGGGAGCAGCCGCUCCAGCAGCAGCCGCCUGCAGAGCAAGAAGCCCCCCAACCUCUCCAUCGUGAUCCCCCCGCCCCGGGAGGCAGAGGAGGACGGCACCCACAAGGAGCCCUCCAAGGUGCCCAUCUAUCGGAAGAGCAAGAGCCUGCAGGAGCCACGCUCAAAGGGAUGUGAGAACUCGGAGCGGCGGCCGGGCUUCCGCCGACAGACAUCUCUGUCCCAGAGCAUCCGCAAGGGCACGGCGGAAUGGUUCGGCGUCAGCGGCGACUGGGAGGGGAAGCGGCAGCACUGGCAGCGCCGCAGCUUGCAGCACUGCAGCAUGAGAUACGGCAAACUGAAGGCUGCCUAUCGCGACAUGGAGCUGCCCAGCCAGGAGGUGCCCUCCUUCCAAGGCACCGAGUCACCCAAACCGGCCAAGAUGCCCAAGAUCGUGGACCCUCUGGCCAGGGGCCGUCCCUUCCGCCACCCCGAUGACACCGACCGUCCCCAUACGCCCCACCACGUCCUGCCCCCCCACACCCCUGGUGUCACGUCGCUGGCAUCCCUGGGCAGUGCCCGCUCUGCUUACAGCCGCCUGCCACGCCGCAAGAGGCUCUCUGUGGCACACAUGAGCUUCAGGGCGGCCGCCGCGCUGCUCCGUGGCCGCUCUGUCUUGGAGCCUCUGACUGAGAAGCAGAGGAGCACCAAGAGGAGCUUCAUGUACCCCAGCUUCAUGGAUGAGGACGUGGUGGAUACUGCUGACACUCUGGACUCCUCCUUCUUCAGUAAGAUGGACACGCACGACGAGACCUAUUCCAUGCCAGAUGACGUCUUCGAGUCACCACCACUCUCAGCCACGUAUUUACGCAUGCACUCGGUGGGGGAGGAUGUCAGGGCAUCCCCAGAGGUGGAGCAGACUGCACUACGUGAGGGUGCCCGUCUCGCUGCUGCCUCAGCUGGCCCGGCCCCCCAGAGGGGCAGACGCAUCGCUUCCAAAGUGAAGCAUUUCGCCUUCGACCGCAAGAAACGCUACUAUGGACUGGGGGUGGUGGGGCAGUGUCUGAACAGGACGUACCGCCGCAGCCUCAGCAGCAUCGUGCAGUCACAGCUGGAGAUCACCGACAGCCACCGGCCGUAUUUCACCUACUGGAUCACCUUUGUCCACAUCAUCAUCACCUUGCUGGUCAUUGGCACGUAUGGUAUCGCUCCCAUUGGCUUCACCCAGCACGUGACGACAGAGUUAGUGCUGAGGAACAAAGGUGUGUAUGAAAGUGUCAAGUACAUCCAGCAGGAGAACUUCUGGAUCGGGCCCAGCUCGAUCGACCUGAUCCAUCUAGGAGCCAAAUUCUCACCCUGCAUCCGAAAGGACCGCCAGGUGGAGCGGCUCAUCCAGCGCGAACGGGACCGGGAGCGGAACUCUGGCUGCUGCGUCCAGAAUGACAAAUCGGGCUGCAUCCAAACACUGCCGCAGGACUGCUCGGAAACGCUGGCAACGUUCAUCAAGUGGCCCAACAACAACACGCCGACCAUGGGCUCCGGUGAGAAGCGCACGUCGGGGGCUGUGUGUCACCAGGACCCCAGGACGUGUGAAGAGCCGGCCUCAAAUCCCCCCCAUGUGUGGCCAGAUGACAUCACCAGGUGGCCGAUCUGCACCUACGAGACCAAAACCAACCACACAGGCCUCCCUCACAUGGACUGCCAGAUCAAGGGCAGGCCGUGCUGCAUCGGCACCAAGGGCAGCUGUGAGAUCACAACACGGGAGUACUGCGAGUUCAUGCAUGGCUACUUCCACGAGGAGGCAACUCUCUGCUCACAGGUGCAUUGCCUGGAUGAAGUCUGUGGCCUCCUGCCCUUCCUCAACCCGGAGGUCCCCGACCAGAUCUACCGCCUGUGGCUGUCCCUGUUCCUGCAUGCAGGCAUCAUCCACUGCCUGGUGUCAGUGACCUUCCAGAUGACGGUGCUGCGGGAUCUGGAGAAGCUGGCGGGCUGGCUCCGCAUCUCCAUCAUCUUCAUCCUCAGUGGCAUCACAGGCAAUCUGGCCAGUGCCAUCUUCCUACCGUACCGGGCGGAGGUGGGCCCUGCUGGGUCUCAGUUUGGUUUGCUGGCUUGCCUCUUUGUGGAGCUCUUCCAGAGCUGGCAAGCGCUGGAGAAGCCAUGGAAAGCCUUGCUCAACCUCUCUGGCAUCGUCCUCUUCCUCUUCGUCUGCGGCCUCCUGCCCUGGAUCGACAACAUUGCCCACCUCUUUGGCUUCCUCAGCGGCCUGCUGCUCUCCUUUGCCUUCCUGCCCUACAUCACCUUCGGCACGAUGGACAAGUACCGCAAGCGGGCCAUGAUCAUCGUGUCCCUGCUGGUCUUCCUGGGCCUCUUCACCUCGCUGUUCAUCUGGCUGUAUGUCUACCCCAUCAACUGGCGCUGGAUCGAGUACCUCACCUGCCUGCCCUUCACCAGCAAGUUCUGCGAGAAGUACGAGCUGGAGCAGGUCCUGCACUGACCCACGGAGGGGCUGUGGAGCUGGGACCGGCCUGCUCAGGGCCUCCAGGCCCUCCUAACCCCAGGACAGCUUGUGGGGUGAGGCAGCAGCCGGGCCCAGCA
This is a messenger RNA of Lagopus leucura (white-tailed ptarmigan), 4343 nucleotides long. It is a transcript of the gene RHBDF2, whose product is annotated as rhomboid 5 homolog 2. The transcript has 19 exons. Bases 1753 to 4242 code for a protein of 829 amino acids. Lineage: Eukaryota; Metazoa; Chordata; Aves; Galliformes; Phasianidae. The record is from RefSeq and is a predicted model, not a curated record. Gene Ontology annotation, molecular function: serine-type endopeptidase activity. Gene Ontology annotation, biological process: regulation of epidermal growth factor receptor signaling pathway; regulation of protein secretion. Gene Ontology annotation, cellular component: endoplasmic reticulum membrane.